CAGAAGGGAAAUCGGACGUAAGGAGGUUCACUUGGACGCUGUCGUGGCUGGCGAUUCAUCAGACGCUCGAAUUAGAAGAGCAGAACACGACUACUCAGGUAGAAAUAUGGCUUCAAAGGAAGGAAAAGCUGGACCUGGAGAUCAGAAGAGUAAAAAUGAAACCGACGGACCAAAGAAGGAAACAAGACUGGGCUUAGAAGUAUCCAAGUCCUCAAAUUUUUCUGAAUGGUAUUCUCAGGUCCUUACCAAAGGAGAGAUGAUUGAAUAUUAUGAUGUUUCUGGUUGCUAUAUUCUUCGUCCAUGGGCCUACGCCAUCUGGGAAGAAAUGCAGAGAUUCUUAGAUAAAGAGAUAAAGAAGACGGGUGCAAAGAAUUGUUAUUUCCCCAUGUUUGUGAGCCAGAGUGCUUUAGAAAAGGAAAAGGCUCAUAUUGAAGACUUUGCACCUGAGGUUGCUUGGGUGACACACUCGGGUCAAAGCAAAAUGGCAGAACCUAUUGCUAUAAGACCAACUUCGGAGACUAUUAUGUACCCUGCAUAUGCCAAAUGGAUCAAGUCCCACAGAGACCUGCCCAUAAAACUGAACCAGUGGAAUAAUGUUGUGAGAUGGGAGUUUAAGCACCCACAGCCUUUCAUCAGGAACCGAGAAUUUUUGUGGCAAGAAGGACAUUCUGCAUUUGCCACAAAAGCGGAAGCCGAAGAGGAAGUCUUGAAGAUCUUAGACAUCUAUGCAAAGGUGUAUGAAGACCUCUUGGCCAUUCCUGUGGUCAAAGGACGUAAAACAGAAAAAGAAAAAUUUGCCGGAGGUGAUUACACAACAACAGUUGAAGCAUUUGUGCCUGCUAGUGGAAGAGGCAUUCAGGGUGCCACAUCACAUCACUUGGGCCAGAAUUUCUCCAAGAUGUUUGAGAUUACUUUUGAAGAUGCCAAGACUCUAGAGAAGUCUUAUGUUUACCAGAACUCGUGGGGGCUGUCUACACGACCCAUUGGUGCGAUGGUGAUGAUACAUGGAGAUGAGAAGGGGCUGGUUCUGCCACCAAGAGUUGCUGAUGUACAGGUGGUGAUUGUUCCUUGUGGAAUUAAUGCCAAGAUGACCGACGAACAGAAGUAUUCCUUAUUUGAUGGAUGCAGCACCAUAGAGAGCAACCUAAAGAAGUCAUCAAUACGAGCAGAAUGCGAUCUGCGAGAUAACUACAGUCCUGGCUGGAAGUUUAAUCACUGGGAACUGAAAGGGGUUCCCCUGCGAGUGGACGUUGGACCUCGCGACCUGGCAAAGAAAGAAGUUGUGGCUGUGCGGAGGGACACAGGAGAGAAGCUUACCCUACCUUUUGCUGACUUAGCUGACAGAAUCGAGGGCUUAUUGGAUGAAAUUCAUGCCAGUCUUUUGUCCAAGGCAAAAGAAGAAUUAGAGUUGCACAAGAAAUUGGUACACAGCUGGGAGGAAUUCACAAGUGCCCUUGAUGAGAAAAGCAUAAUGCUGGCCCCAUUCUGUGGAGCUGAAGCUUGUGAGGACAUCAUAAAGAAGGAAUCAGCACAAGAAGAAGUAGCUGGAGCCAAGGGUCCAAGUAUGGGGGCCAAGAGUCUAUGCAUUCCUUUUGAGCAGCCAGCUGAUGCCACAGGCAAAAUUUGCAUCCAUCCAAAGUGCGGGCAACCUGCAAAGUUCUACACACUUUUUGGGAGAAGUUACUGAGGAAAGAUAGGAUUGCAAGCUACAAAUCAAAAGAAAAUAAACUAUAAUAUAUAUAUGUGUGUGUGUAUGUGUGUGUGUAUAUAUAUAUAUAUAUAUAUAUAUAUAUAUAUAUAUAUAUAUAUAUAUAUAUAUAUUAGCAUUAGACUUUCAACUAUUUAUAGUGCCUUAUUCAUGCCUCUUUUCCUGGCUGGUUUAUAGUUUUUCUCGUAGACUGCUACUGAUUUGGAUGAAAGAACUUGCUUUUGGUCACAAAAUGUAGCGAGAUAUUUUUAUCUUGAAUGGUCAUGAAUUAAAGUUCAUGACCUUCAGUUUAUUUCAAUCAUUUUGUUUAUCAUUCUUCUCAAAAAGUGAUUUUGAAAAGUUACACAUUUGGUGUUAUUAGAUUCUUUCAACCAACUUUGCAUUUGUGGUAAUAAUUUGUAUAUGCAUGCUUAAUACACUUUCAAUCUUGAGGUAUACUACUUAGGCCUAUUGUUGUACAAGUGAAAGAACUAUUUAUGCAUAUACACAUGCACUCUUAUACACAUAUGUACACGCACACAAAUGCAUAUGCCAAUGGGCAUGAUAUGUAUGUGUAUGUCAUGCCCACUGUGAGUUUACUUGUUUAAAUGUUUGU
This is a messenger RNA of Penaeus chinensis, 2303 nucleotides long. RefSeq names its product bifunctional glutamate/proline--tRNA ligase-like. Gene Ontology annotation, cellular component: aminoacyl-tRNA synthetase multienzyme complex; cytoplasm. The record is from RefSeq and is a predicted model, not a curated record. Gene Ontology annotation, molecular function: proline-tRNA ligase activity; ATP binding. Lineage: Eukaryota; Metazoa; Arthropoda; Malacostraca; Decapoda; Penaeidae. The coding region runs from base 107 to 1687 and encodes 526 amino acids. The transcript is spliced from 9 exons. Gene Ontology annotation, biological process: prolyl-tRNA aminoacylation.